Dendronephthya gigantea is the source of this 1576-nucleotide messenger RNA. Its product is annotated as transmembrane prolyl 4-hydroxylase-like. The transcript has 11 exons. NCBI's taxonomy places the organism in Eukaryota, Metazoa, Cnidaria, Anthozoa, Malacalcyonacea, Nephtheidae. Gene Ontology annotation, cellular component: endoplasmic reticulum. Bases 85 to 1338 code for a protein of 417 amino acids. Gene Ontology annotation, molecular function: procollagen-proline 4-dioxygenase activity; L-ascorbic acid binding; calcium ion binding. The record is from RefSeq and is a predicted model, not a curated record. Gene Ontology annotation, biological process: peptidyl-proline hydroxylation to 4-hydroxy-L-proline.
AAGGACAAAGAUCCGGUAUUACAUAUAGCACAAUCUCUGAAAGAUUUGGGAGAGUUGAAGCCUCAUAGAAAUAACCGCAGCAUAAUGUUGGCAACGCGUUUUUUGUUAUGCUUGGCGUUGAUAGAGCUAGAUAAAUUACCGACAGUGCUAGGUUUACAGAAUUACGAGGAUGGUCCGUGUUUUUACGAACAAAGCAACGACGGUAAACUGUUUAAGAUAGAAGGUGUCAAGGUUGGUUAUCGCAGGGACCUUCAUCUCGAUGGCGAUGAGAAAAAAUACCGCGUAACAACAAUAGCAAUGAAACCGACCAUCUUUGAAAUCUCCAACUUUCUCUCCGAUCGGGAAUGCGAUCAUGUUAAGAACCUCGCUAAGAAAAACGGGUUGAAGGAGAGCGUGGCUGGAUUCGAAGAGCAAGCAUACAAAGGAGAGAUCGAAGACGCUCUAACUCAAGCAGAAACAGAAAACUACGUGCUUCAUCUCCCGGAAUUUGUCGAUUAUUUUCACGAAUGGGACAAAAAUGGAGAUUCGUUUAUAACCAUGGACGAGGUUAAAGAAAUGUGUGAGAGAAGUAAUGGCUUAUUUUUCACUGAAAACGAAAUCAAUGACAUGUUUUCAAAGAUCAAUUAUACGUACUUUGACGAUGGGCGAAUGAACGAAGAGGAAUUCAACUUACUUCCGUUCAACAAACUCGACGCGUAUCUAAAUUUCAUUCACUCCAAACAUCCAUUUCACCGACCAAGAUACAGCGAGCACACGUGGCUAAGUGAACAAAAAGAUCCAAUUUUAACAAAAAUUUAUGACAGGAUAAUUCGGCUGACGCAGUUACCGCGAAAAUUGGUUGAAGGGAGUGAAAAUAUCCAGAUCGUCAAAUACAACAUUCGUGGUCACUACCAUGCUCAUUAUGAUUCAACGCCAGAGGAUUUUGGUAAAAACGUCGUCUGUUGCCAUCAAAAUCACGACAAAGACAAGGAGUGUAAACUAUGCAGGAUUUUAACAGUGUUGUAUUAUCUGAAUGACGUCGAAGAAGGGGGAGAAACGGCAUUUCUCGUUGCAGACAACAAAACAUUGAAUGUCAAGUAUCUGAAGUCCUUGAAUAAGAUGUUCAACCUGAGCAAACGAUGUCAUACAUCAAACCUGCUCGUUCCCGCAAAGAAAGGCACAGCUAUAAUGUGGUACAACCACGAGGUCGACCCCCGGUCAGGAUGGCUGGGAGACUUGGAUUACCAUACCAUUCACGGGGGGUGCGAUGUUCUCAGCGGAGAAAAGUGGAUUGCAAAUUCGUGGAUAAAUGCACCAACCCCUGAUUCUGCGCAUGUCUCGAGUUUGUUUUACAGAUGAAGAUAUACGAUUAUUCAUAUUUGAUUGAACUUAGAGAAUAAUUUUACCAGAAUACUAACAAUCCCUCGGUGACAAACUAGCUGCAUUCAGUCACUGCUUUAUUUUCUACAUGUUAUGCAGUCAUAUUGUUUACAUGGCCAUAGGAGUUGGGUAAGGUGGGAGUGAAUCUUUUAUAAACUCAUGUAUAAUCACCUCUGUUAAAUUGUUAUUUGGUAUAAAAACAUCUUGCUUCUUUUAA